This is a messenger RNA of Paraphaeosphaeria sporulosa, 2226 nucleotides long. RefSeq names its product Nop domain-containing protein. The transcript is spliced from 4 exons. Lineage: Eukaryota; Fungi; Ascomycota; Dothideomycetes; Pleosporales; Didymosphaeriaceae. Gene Ontology annotation, molecular function: snoRNA binding. The coding region runs from base 215 to 1939 and encodes 574 amino acids. The record is from RefSeq and is a predicted model, not a curated record. Gene Ontology annotation, cellular component: box C/D methylation guide snoRNP complex; small-subunit processome.
GAACUUUUUCCAAGAGCCGACCGAUUUUUUGGAUGCUCGCAUACACACACACGCACGCGCCCGCUCGCCCCGUCUCAGCAGCAACGCCCGCUGCACAAGCAUCGCCAGAAGAGGAGGAGCCACCACAUCCGCCGGGCAAUUGCAACCGCACCGCGCGCAUCCGCCGCUACACGAGGAAGGAGCUUCCGCAGCUCUCCACACCACCAGCGCCGAAAUGGGAGUCUUCAUUCUCAGCGAGACCAGCGCCGGCUAUGCGCUCUUCAAGGCCAAGGACAAGAAGCUGCUCAAGGGCGGCGAGGGUCUGUCCACGGUCGAAGAUGCCGCCGGCGCUCUGAAGCUCAAGAAAUUCACCAAAUUCGAGAAUGCCGUUACCGCGCUCAACGAAGCCGCAGCCCUCUCAGACAGCAAGGUCACGCCUAUGCUGUCGAAGCUGCUCGAGGAUCUCAAGGACGAGACCAAGGCGUCUCUGGCCGUGGCCGAUGCGAAGCUUGGUAACGCCAUCGCGCAGCUGCCGGGCCUUGACCUCAAGAUCGUCAGCGAUCAGUCUUCCACCAGCGAGGUCUACAGGGCCAUUCGCGAGCACCUGCCCUCUCUGAUUCCCGACAUGGUCCCGGCCGAAGUCAAUGCGACCCGGCUGGGUCUGGCCCAUUCGCUCUCGCGACACAAGCUGAAGUUCUCUCCCGAUAAAGUCGAUACCAUGAUCAUCCAGAGCAUUGGCAGUCUGGACGUUCUCGACAAGCAGCUGAACACCUACGCCAUGCGCGUGAAGGAAUGGUACGGCUGGCACUUCCCAGAGCUGGCCAAGAUCCUCAACGACAACCUCGCCUACAGCCGAGUUGUGCUCAAGAUGGGAUUCCGCUCUAACGCUCGGGAAGCUGACCUAUCAUCAAUCCUGCCCGAAGAAAUCGAGACAGCUGUCAAGGCUGCCGCCGAGAUCUCUAUGGGAACCGAGAUCAGCGAUGAGGAUCUCGAGGCAACGAGUGCAUUGGCUGAACAAGUCGUUGACCUUACCGAGCACCGCAUGAACCUUUCCAACUACCUGAGCAGCCGCAUGCAAGCGCUUGCGCCCAACCUGACACAGCUGGUCGGUGAGCUCGUCGGAGCUCGUUUGAUUGCGCACGCCGGUUCGUUGACCAACCUUGCCAAGUCUCCUGGUUCGACCAUCCAGAUUCUCGGUGCUGAGAAGGCACUUUUCCGCGCCCUCAAGACCAAGCACGACACACCCAAGUACGGUCUUAUCUACCACGCCUCGCUCAUCGGCCAGGCCACCGGUAAGAACAAAGGCAAGAUCGCACGUAUGUUGGCUGCCAAGUCUGCCCUCGGUCUGCGCGUUGAUGCUCUCAGCACCUGGGGUGUUGGCUCUGAAGAUACUUCCAAGGAACCCACCGAAGAGGAGAAGGCCCAGCUCGGCCGUGAUGCUCGGUCUACCAUUGAGAGGCGUUUGAGGGCGCUCGAAGGCAAGCCGUUGAAGAGCUUGGCUAACGCUAACAUGGUACCGGUUGCGCAGAAGUGGGAAGUCAAGGAGGCACGCAAGUACAACCCUGAUGCUGACGGUCUGACUGGCGAUGAGCCUGCUGCCAAGAAGACCAAGGGUCAAGUGAACGGAACGACUCCGAAGAAGCUCGUACAGGAAGUUGAGAGCGAAUCUGAGGAUGAGGAUGUGACCAUGGGCGAUGCCGGUGCUGACACAUCCGACUCGGAGGCUGAAGAGCCAACCACUGGCACCACCCCCAAGGACAAGAAGGCCGCAAAGAAAGCUGAGAAGGAGGCUAAGAAGGCACGGAAAGCGGAGCGCGCCGCGAAGCGCGAAGCCAAGGCAGCGAAGCAGGCCGCUAAGGAGGCGAAGAAGGCUGCGAAGGGCACGUCGGACAAGAAGCGAAAACACGAUGACGAUGAGGACAAGACCGAGAAAAAGAAGAAGAAGAAGAGCAAGGAUUAGGGGUCUCUGUCUCACGUGCCUUCGUUCCGCAAAUGUGUUGCCUCGGAAACGUUAAGUGUGUAUGUCAAAAUGGGCGACGGCGUUCGGGAUCUUUAUCUGACUUGCUAUAUACGGCGAGUGGCGCAGCUAUGGUUCGGCUUGGGCAUACUUGUAUCUGUUCUGUUCACUUUCGCGGAUGUGCAUGUAGCUUUGGAUGAAAGCUGGGGAGGAAUGAUGUGUGAUGAGUGGUUGUUUGAGAAAUACCCGCCGCAUCAUGUGUGAAUUUUACCAAUCCGUUCAAUGCCUCC